CGUACCAUGUAUGCGCAGGGGCUGCCGGGGCUGGUGGUGCUGCUGCUGGUCACCUCACUGCCAGCUGGUCACCCCGCGCCGCCGGCCGGCCCCCCGGCCCUGCGGAGCGGUUUGGGUAGUUCUUCUUCGUGCCGGCUGUCCCAGACCGAAUCGGAGCUCAGGUGCCGUGUCCCAGGGGGGAAGCUGUGCAGUGACAGGGGCAGAUGCGAGUGUGGAGUCUGCAUUUGCCAAGUGACCGAGUCCGGCAAAUACUAUGGUCCUCUCUGCGAGUGCCACGACUGGGUGUGCGAGACCUACGACAGCAAGAUCUGCGCAGGUGGAUAG
Molecule: messenger RNA, 324 nt
Organism: Chroicocephalus ridibundus (black-headed gull)
Lineage: Eukaryota; Metazoa; Chordata; Aves; Charadriiformes; Laridae
Product: integrin beta-like protein 1
Exons: 3
Coding region: 7-324 (105 amino acids)
Source: RefSeq, a predicted model, not a curated record